AUGGCAUCUUCUUUGGCAGAUUUCAUCCUUAUAGGGCCCGGAACCUUCCUCUACACGCCUCCAAAGCCGACGCCUGGACAGCUCAUCAUACUCUGCACCUGGCUGGGCGCUGCACGCAGGCAUAUUGCAAAGUAUACAGCUUUGUACCGUUGCAUCGCCCCGAACGCUCGUAUUCUGCUUGUUGAAAGCUCAGUCGGCAUCCUCGCAAGCGCGUUUGUCCGCCCACAACGAGUCAUGGAAUUCGCACCUGCCGCGGCCGCCGUCCUAGAUACGCUGGCUGAGUGCGAGCAUCGCUCUUCGUCUCAUCCAAAAAGGUCCGCAAACGGACGCCUCAGCGACGAGAUGACAAAUUCCCGGACGUGCCGAUCCACGCCUUCAUCCAGCUACGCGCAACCCAAGACACUCAUGCAUAUCUUCUCAAACGGCGGGAUGAAUUCAGCGACCCAUCUUUUGCGCGUUCUCCGCUCACGCAUGGACCAGCCUCUGGCGCUCACAGGCAUGAUGUUCGACAGCUGCCCGGGUAAGGCGACAUCCUACUGGCAGACGUUCGAUGCGAUGGUGCUUUCCUUUCCUAAGACCAUCUUCUGGCGCUUCUUGGGCGCCUUAGCAGUCCACUGUUUCUUGAUCUUCGUGUCCUUGUACAUAGCCUGUGGGUAUGAAAAUCCGGCAACUUUUUGGCGGAGGGGGGUGUUGGAGGAGAGCAGUCCAGCCCGUGGGGCAUGUUAUCUAUUUUCAAGAGAGGACCGUAUGAUCGAGUGGACAGACGUUGAGCAGCACGCAGAGGAAGCGAGGAGGAAAGGUUGGAGGGUCAAGGAGGUCCUAUUCGAAGGGAGUGGGCACUGCGCGCACUUGACUAUGGAUAGAAGAAGAUUUAAGGCUAAUAAAGACGAGCGGUAA
Letharia lupina is the source of this 897-nucleotide messenger RNA. RefSeq lists its product as uncharacterized. Bases 1 to 897 code for a protein of 298 amino acids. The transcript is spliced from 2 exons. The record is from RefSeq and is a predicted model, not a curated record. NCBI's taxonomy places the organism in Eukaryota, Fungi, Ascomycota, Lecanoromycetes, Lecanorales, Parmeliaceae.